GCCGAUAUCCUUCCUCAUCACUAGCCGCAGCAGGAGGAUUCAGAGAUGGAAGCAGGCGCCGGCACAGGGAAGGGCAAGAAGGGCGCGGCUGGGCGGCGAGGUGGCGACCCGAAGAAGAAGCCCGUUUCCCGGUCCAUCAAGGCCGGCCUCCAGUUCCCGGUCGGCCGCAUCGGCCGCUUCCUCAAGAAGGGGCGCUACGCUCAGCGCGUCGGCAGCGGCGCACCCGUCUACCUCGCCGCCGUACUAGAGUAUUUAGCCGCCGAGGUGCUGGAGUUGGCCGGCAACGCGGCGCGUGACAACAAGAAGAACCGGAUCGUGCCAAGGCACGUGCUGCUGGCGAUAAGGAACGACGAGGAGUUAGGGAAGCUGCUGGCUGGCGUGACCAUCGCCCACGGCGGCGUGCUGCCCAACAUCAACCCUGUGCUGCUGCCAAAGAAGUCGGACAAGGCGACGGUGGGGAAGGAGAACAAGUCUCCGGCGAAGGCCGGUAAGUCCCCUAAGAAGGCCACUUAGGAGUUCCAAAGGUCCCUCCUCUUGGCCUCCUCCGUCGAUCUGCCGUCGAAAGUCUCACAUUAUACCUAACGAUCCUCGGAUCAGUGCAUUUAGGUUAGAGAUGAUGUAUAAUGGAGCCAUGUGACUUGUAAUUGCAUAUCCCUAGAGGAAACCUUGCUUAUCAAGGAUCUGAAGAUGUAUUUCUCAUUGUUCUUAUCUGAUUCGCUUGCUUCCGUUUUUCUUAAAUGUCAAUAAUAAACUUUUCUUCAA
This is a messenger RNA of Zingiber officinale, 762 nucleotides long. Its product is annotated as histone H2A-like. The record is from RefSeq and is a predicted model, not a curated record. Gene Ontology annotation, cellular component: nucleosome. The transcript has 2 exons. Bases 46 to 513 code for a protein of 155 amino acids. Gene Ontology annotation, molecular function: protein heterodimerization activity; structural constituent of chromatin; DNA binding. Lineage: Eukaryota; Viridiplantae; Streptophyta; Magnoliopsida; Zingiberales; Zingiberaceae.